This is a messenger RNA of Thermothielavioides terrestris NRRL 8126, 1131 nucleotides long. Its product is annotated as mitochondrial 37S ribosomal protein MRPS8. NCBI's taxonomy places the organism in Eukaryota, Fungi, Ascomycota, Sordariomycetes, Sordariales, Chaetomiaceae. Gene Ontology annotation, molecular function: structural constituent of ribosome. Gene Ontology annotation, biological process: translation. The record is from RefSeq and is a predicted model, not a curated record. The coding region runs from base 465 to 956 and encodes 163 amino acids. Gene Ontology annotation, cellular component: ribosome. The transcript is spliced from 2 exons.
GAAGCUGGGUGACCUGGGGAGGGUCUGGCGGGGUAUGGACCUUCUUGCAGUUGGUGUGUUCAUACGGAAGUCACUGUAACUAAAGCGACGCACGGACUCUCUCCAAAGCUCGAUUACUGCGCAGUAACCCUUGCAGCGUGCCUGUCCUGCCAGGCCGAAAAUUCGCGUCUUGGCGACGGAAGGAGCCGAAUCGACUUUGAAGCCGUGUCUGGCUCAAGGGCGACGACGGCACACCCACGGGCAGCGGCACCAAGUCCUGUCGCGCGAAUCUCUUGCUGCGUCCACGAGCAAUAAUCCCUCCGCCCCGGAAGCCGCUCGACAAUUUCCUCCCUCUUGCCCCCCUCGAAGGGGACGCCAACAUCUCCGCUUCCCAGGCCGUAGCCUCAUCUCCACCGACCCUCCGAUCCCUCGAUUCCCAACCCUUCUCAGCUCUGAACUCUCCCUCCCCCUUUACCCCGAAAAAAAUGGGCAUCAACGGCCUCAUCAACGCGGCCAUCCACCUGCAGAACGCCUCGCGGGCGCGCCUCGGCCUGACCUCGCUGCCGAACAACAAGUACAACCUGCGGCUGGCGCUGGCGCUGCAGCGCGCGGGGCUGAUCUCGUCGGUGACGCGGGGCGGGCCGCGGCCGCCGGCGCCCGAGGCGCUGCUGUCCGCGGCCGAGGAGGAGCCCGUGACGCACGCCAACGUGGCCACGCGCCGCCUCUGGAUCGGGCUCAAGUACUGGGACAACGAGCCGGUGCUGAAGGACGUGAAGCCCGUGUCCAAGCCGAGCCGGCUCGUGGGCGUCAGGCUGCACGAGCUGCAAGUGCUCGCUCGCGGCUUCCCCGUCGGCAUGCUCAAGCCGAUGAAGCUCGGGGAGCUGAUGUUUCUGAGCACGGACCGCGGCGUGUUGGAGCUGCAGGAGGCGCUGGCCAGGAGGGUUGGCGGGAUCGCGCUAUGUCGGGUUUCAUCAUGAGCGGGGCUUGGAUGGGGUUUGUUCUGAUUGAGCGGUGUUGUCGACGGAGCGGGCUGUACGAUCCGGGGCAGGCGGACAGGCAGGCAAAGAGGGGACGGGAAGACCGUGCUACGACAAACGCAGAAUGGUCACUGGGACCCCACGGAAAAAUCAGGCGCCUUCAUGUCCGGCAUGA